Anguilla anguilla (European eel) is the source of this 7859-nucleotide messenger RNA. It is a transcript of the gene ankfn1a, whose product is annotated as ankyrin repeat and fibronectin type III domain containing 1. Gene Ontology annotation, molecular function: protein binding. Gene Ontology annotation, cellular component: spindle. Bases 309 to 4451 code for a protein of 1380 amino acids. Gene Ontology annotation, biological process: regulation of establishment of bipolar cell polarity; establishment of mitotic spindle orientation. The record is from RefSeq and is a predicted model, not a curated record. Lineage: Eukaryota; Metazoa; Chordata; Actinopteri; Anguilliformes; Anguillidae. The transcript is spliced from 24 exons.
UAUAGUUAUCUUUCUCUCAGACAUUCCUUUGAACAUUUGUGGAUGGCGGAAUCCACACUGUAAUUCUAUCUGUUUAAUACACGUACCACGGUUUGCCAAAUAUAGACAAUUCACCACGGAACUUAGGGCUGUGGUUGCAGCAAUGUGUUAUUGUGAAGACACUCCAUCGAUUGAAUUUCUUAUUUGCCCUUUGGCAGUUUUGCCAUAUGUAAUGUGUCUUCACAAGGAAGGCUAAUUAUUGAUGACUGAGUGGAGAGAUUGGGUCACUUCCUGAUGCUGAACCGGGUACAAUUAUGUGAUGGCCCAAGAUGUCCUUGGAGGCAGAUGAAAAUUGCUUGCUGGUUUCCCAGGAACCAAGAACAUCCUGCAUCUUUCAGUCAGCUGAAGAGAGGGAGCAGAUACCAGGGAUGGGAGAAGACAGUGUUCUGGAAAUGCUGAGCUACUCCAAAUUUACAGACCUGGAGACGUGGCUGUGUAUGCCCUCCACGCUGCUGCCCAGGAGUUUGGAAUCACCACGUGCGGCCUCCCCAACAUUUGCACACCGUGAAGCACCAGAUGUGGAAAAUCAAACCAGGCCCCUGGACAAUGAGACCCUGUUUUUGUCCACUUCACUGGAGGAGGAUUCCGUGUUUGCGGAACCGUCCCAGAUGCCUGACGGCUCCUUGGAGCCUCGGUCUCCAGAGUCUCUGCCCACCAUCUCCACUGCACCCUCCGAGUCCUCCACACCUAACGCCUCGCGAGAAACUGCCCCCGGGGGAGUGAGUGUGCGGAAACGUCGCCGCCUUGCUGCCAGCCCUGGGGGGCUUCGCUGGAACUCUGCAGGGGCGCUUCAGAGGGAGUACGACAGAGCAGACCUGUCCCCCGCGUCUGAGGCCAAGCGCAGCUCCAACGGCGACUCAAACAGCCAUGCGGGCAUCUGGGGGGACCCGUGCAAGGUAGCCCUGAGGAAGAGCGUCUCGGUGGACGACCGCCUGUACCAGCAGCCGCUCAAAGAGCAGCACAAGCUGCUCAGUCGCCUGGAGAGGGGCAAGAAUAAGCUCAGGAACAUCCAUAGUCUUGGCUCAACCGGGAGAUACGAAACACGAAAAAAGUCAGAGAGCAAGAUCACCCGGCUGGCUCAGAGGCUCAACCAGAGGCAGAGCGAUGCGCUGAUCAAGGACUUCAGACCUCUCUUUCUCGCUGGCUCCCCCGGAAAUUCCCAGAGCUUGGACAGGAACUUCUCCGCCAGCAUGACGCAGCAGAUGCAGAACCUCCAUCUGUCCCACAAGAAGAGCGGCGGGCCUGCGUCUCCCAGCGCCGCCAAGCGCCUGUACCGGAACCUCUCUGAGAAGCUCAAGGGCAGCCACUCCUCCUUCGACGAGGCCUAUUUCUUCGGCCGCUCGGACCGCUUACGCAAGACCUCGAACAUGCAGAGCAGCGAAGCUCUUUUUGAGGCUGUGGAGCAGCAGGACCUGGACGCUGUGCAAAUCCUGCUGUAUCAGUACACCGCAGAUGAGCUCGACCUCAACACCCCAAACAGCGAGGGCCUGACCCCACUGGACAUAGCCAUCAUGACCAACAACGUGCCUGUGGCUAAGCUUCUGCUGAAGGCUGGGGCCAGGGAGAGCCCGCACUUCGUCAGUCUGGAGAGCCGGGCGGGGCACCUCUCCACCCUGGUCCAGGAGGCAGGGAGGCGGGUGAGCGAGCUGUCAGCUCAGGUGCAGAGUGAGGGGCUGAGCCUGGACAGCUCUGACAAGGACAAGCAGCUCAAGGCCUGGGAGUGGAGAUACAAGCUGUACAAGCGCAUGAGGACCGGCUUUGAACAUGCAAGGACUCCUGAGGCGCCGGCCAGUGUGCGUCUGAGUGUGACGAGCAGUACAUCACUCACUGUCACCUUUCAGGAGCCCCACAGUGUCAACUCCGCAGUGGUCACCAAAUACAAAGUGGAGUGGAGCUGUUUAAAGGACUUCUCCUUAUUGGCCGGAGAUAUGAUUCUGGAUAAUCUGCAGUCGUUGAGGUGCACAAUCACUGGGCUCUCCACGGGAAGGGUUUAUUAUGUCCAGGUCUCAGCCUAUAAUAUGAAAGGAUGGGGUCCAGCACAGCCGUCGUUCCCUCCUUCAGCUGCUCCGUCCAACUGGAAGGAGUGCGAGGGCCGGGAGCCGCGGCACCGGGGCCACAUCGAGGCCAUGGAGAGGCUGCUGCAGCAGGUCCGCGCCACACACCAGCACUACAGCUGCGGAGAUCCAUCCAAGCUUCAGAAUCCAAGCCGGAAGCAGUCCGUUUCCAGAAGCCUUAAGCAUCUGUUUCAUUCCUCAAACAAAUUUGUGAAAACACUUAAAAGGGGACUGUAUGUGGCGGCAGUGUUCUAUCACAAGGACAGCCUCCUGGUGACCAACGAGGAUCAAAUCCCCAUCGUGGAGAUCGAUGACUCCUACAGCAGCUCCAUCAUGCAGGACUUUCUGUGGUUUGCCAAGCUUUCCUGCAUGUGGGAGGAUGUGCGGUGGCUGCGGCAGAGCAUGUCGGCCUCCAUGUCCUCGUCCUCCACCCUGCAGGCCCGGCAGAAGAUGCUGGCUGCCGCCGGGCAGCUCCAGAAUCUCCUGGGCACACACAACUUGGGCAGGGUCUAUUACGAGCCCAUUAAAGACAGGCACGGCAAUGUUAUCCUGGUUACCAUCAGGGAGAUGGAGAGCCUCUACUCCUUCUUCAAUGGGAAGUGGAUGCAGGUUUCCAAGCUGCAGAGUCAGAGGAAGUCCCUGUCCACACCCGAGGAGCCCACCGCACUGGACAUCUUGCUCAUCACCAUACAGGACAUCCUGGCCUUUCAUAGACGCAGUCAGCAUCGCCUGUCCCCCGGGCUGUACCUGGGCUACCUGAAGCUCAGCAGCUCUGUGGAUCAGAUCAAGGUGCUCGUCCCUCAGAGAGUCCCCAACAUGCUGUGCCACUUCAAGAUCCGGGACAACUGGAAUGUCUCCAGAGAUGAGUGGGACUGGCUCCAGAGACUGUCUGGCCCGGUGUGUGUGGAAAGUGCGGAUCAGACAGCCGACUGCCGCACUCCUCUCUUCUUCUAUGAGCUCCAGAUGGCUGUAAAAGGCUUUCUCAAACAGAUCAAUCUACCUCUUCACCAGGCCAAGCACUUCCGUCUCUACACACAGGAGGUGCUGGAGCUGGGGCACAAUGUCUCCUUUCUUCUACUGCUGCCUGCCUCAGACGACGUCUGCACUGCCCCAGGACAGACUAAUCCUUACACCCUGCAUUCAGGGUUCCUCAACCUCCCUCUUCAAAUGUUUGAGCUAGUUCACUUUUGCACUUACAAGGAAAAAUUCAUCAGCCUUUACUGCCGCCUGUCCUCGGUUUUGGAGCUUGAUGCACUCAUUACCCAGCUGGCCUUGCGAGAGGCCAUCUUGGAUGCUGAAAUUGCGACUGCAAAACAGCGGCACCAGCACAUUCUCGACUAUAUUCAGCAGAUGGACGAGAUGAGGAGGGAGAUGCGCUGGAUCACGGACGCCCUGCAGUACGCCCGCUACAAGCAGCCCCUGGGGGGCGUUCCCAUAACGUGGCUGGUGGACUCCAAAACGGAGAGCACGGUUCAGAAGAACGACUCCACCUCCUCCAACAUGGACUACCUGCCCACCCCCUCGCCGUCGCCGGAGAUGCGCAGGAGGAAGGCCAUGAGCGAUUCGCAGCCCGGCUCAGAUGAAGAGGGGUGCUCCGAAGUGUUCCUCCCCACAGACAGCGACUACGACUCGAGCGACGCACUGAGCCCGCGCGACCUCGACCUGGUCUACUCCUCAUCGCAGGACAUAUCCCAGCAGGCCGCGUGCGCACUGAGCGGGAGCGCCCCCGACGUGCUGCACAUGCACGACGUCAAGUACAGCGUGUGCCCCAAGGACGGCCCGGAGGCCGAGUCCUGCGCCAGGAACAUGGAGAGCCUGUCGCUGGCGCCCGGCUUCGCGGGCAAGGCCCCGGAGAAGGCGCCCAGCGGCAAGCUGCUGGCCAACCCGCCCACCAAGCGCAAGCUGCUGUCCAGGAGCCAGCCCCAGCACGGCUGCUUCAGCGGGCCGCACCGCUGGCUGCGUGUGCAGAGCGAGAGCCAGGCCUCGUCCCUGUCCGAGGGCGUCUACACGCCGCAGCGCGACUCCGACCUGCCGCUGGAGGCCGUCACCCGCGCCACCAUCGGCCUUUUGGCCGAGCUCCCCAAGAGCACCUUCGUCACCCACGCCACCUGCAGCCUGGACGACGGGCGGGGGGCUCACAGGGAGGCCCGGCCCAACGUGCGCAGGAUCUUUGUGGAGCCCUGCAAGAAGACGUCCCCCACCAAGGACGCGAGCGGCUGGGGCCCAGGCCCGGGCGCGGGGAAGGGCGGGGUGGGGGCCGAGUCGGCCGCCCAGUACGACGGGUCCUUGGCUCAAGACGUAGACUCCGAUGACCAGACUAACGCUCAAGUGUCUGAGAUUCUCAGCAGCACGCUCUAGAAGUCGGUGAUUUGACUGUAGUGGUGAUGCUGUGUCGUCCCUAUACCCGUACCCACUUCCCCCUUGUUUCAUUAGUCCUGAUUCCAACACACAGGCAUGCAAAUUUGAAAUCUGAGUAUGUGUUCAUAAGGAUCACAGCACAUGGAUACUGCAUCCUUUCCAUAGAAUGUACAAACUAAAGUUGCUGGUCAACUAUUUUAUGAACAUAAAUUUCAUGGCUUUGACUGUUAAAAUGAUGAUAACCAAUGCAACAUGAACUGAAGCACUGCUUUAACUAUUGAACUUGAAACUCUGCUACCACUUUAGGGUGUACAAUAAAUGGCAAGUAAUUUAACAAUAGCUCAAAUGUAAAAGUUUAAUGAAUCAGCAUGAAUAUCCAGUCCAUAACAUGUGGGGGGAUGUUGGAUUGCAGAGACAUUUGAAAUUUCAGAAUUGGAGUUGAAUAGUUUCUCUUGGUGUUAUAUGCCAAAUCAGCUCUCACACAGAACCCAUGAUUUGGUGCGGAAAUAUAUUUGACUGACAGAAAACCAUUGAAACAUUUGAUUUAUUUCUUUUAAUAACGAUCUUGGUUUCUUACUCUGAAUCAAUGCGAUGCUGCUACACAGCCCUGCGUGUGUGUGUUGUGCUAACGCAGACAGCAGUGGCCUCCCCUAUGAAGUAUCCUACUAUCAUCACUGUAAACAUUUUGCAUAGUAUUUAUUCUGUCUCAUGUAUUAAAAUGGCAGUAUUUCUAGCAUGGAGAAUGCUGAGGUUUACUUGACUAGGACUGCAUCAGUCUUAACCUGGCUAUUUUUCCAAAUUAAACCAAAAAGAAUGGAGGACAGAUUCAUGGGUUGAUAUUUCGGGAAGGUUGAUAUUUGGACCCUGGGCUGACUCUGAUCCUUCCCAGCCAGGACUUUCAUGUAUAAUAUAAAUUCCACUGGGUCUGCACUGAGCUCCAAUAUAUGACUGGUCUCUGUUUUACUCGUUUAUAUUAACAUGUAAUAUGUUAAAUUAUUUGCCAUUUUACAUUAAAACCAUUUAUUAUUUCAUGUGUUAAUGUAUUGCAUCAAAAGAAAAAGUGUUUUGUAGGCAUGGGAUUGUCUGAUUAUGGUCUGUAAACCUUUGUAGUGUGUUGUACCCCAUGUUGCUUUGGAGGGAUGUGCACUUGGGUAGGGCUAGUUUGAAGAUAAACAUUUCUGUCAAUAGAGAUGAUUUAUAGAAGCAAGACAGAAGGAAAUUCUACAAAUUCAAAAUGUUCAAGAGGUUUGGAGAUUUUGAAUUUGUAAAUGACCUGCAUUCUCCCUAUUCAGUGAUCAUUGUCAGUAAUUUACAUGGCUUCUUUACAUAAUUACAGUGGUAGUGAGCUAUAGGGCAACAAUGUGUUCUGUCGUUAAGCACAUUAAUUAGACACUGUGCAUCAGGAAAAGAGUUCCUCGUGGCAAUUAUUCCUAUAAGUGAAGCGGGAACUAACCACUUAACUGGUUCUGUGAACACUAGAAGGCAGAGCUGCUCCCGUCGUUCGGAUAAUGAUUAGCAUUAGGCAGAUCUGUCUCCCACUGCUGAGCACAGGGGCUCAGUGGGACUGCCAGUGCAACUUCACUGUAAAUCAGCGAGGCCAUUACACUGAUGUAAUGGCCCAACUGAUUUACACAGAUCUCUGUAUAUUUUUAAUGCUUUUACCACUAAAGUAACGGCGUGUUGAUGUUUGCAGACACAUAUUUUCUGAAGAGAAGUCUAUUUAAAUUUAAAACAAGCUCCAAGGGCAGCUUUGAUAUGAUACCAGUAACAGUUGUUGCUCCAUUGCAAUGUUAUGACUUGUUGAUGUUGCAGUGCAUUUAAAAUAAGAAGUCUUUGCACAAUUUUCUGUGUAUUUCAGAAAAAAAGAAAACAUUUGGUUUAUCCUUUUACUGAACUUAAAUCACAUGAUAUAACUGCUGUUCACACUUUUAUACACUAUCAGCUUUGUUCCAACAUGUAUGUACAAAAUAAGUAUUCCAUUUGCACUUUUGUAUCUUUUUUCAGUUUUAUUUUAUAAUAUUUAAUUUGAAUUAGAUUUUUCAAGGGUACAUUUGUGUACAAACUUAUUGGCAGAUUCUGAAGCCCUUACGUGUUUCCAGUGCUGGGUUUCCUCAGGCUGUUUGUGUAAUUCCUUCAGAUGAAAUGUAACAUAGUCAGAGCCUAUUUUAUUUUUGGACCAUAUAUUUUUAAUCGGUAUCAAAUUUUAAAGUAGAAAUACGGUGGAGUCUCAAAAUUAAUGCAGAUAAGAGUCAAACCGAGCCUAAAUAAGUUAUCUUAUUUAUUUUAGUAUUUCACAUAAUUCUGUGGUAAAUGUUUAUACUACAAUUGUCUGUAAUAUGGUUUUUAUUCAUUUUAAUAGGUCCCUCCAUCACAAAAUUAGUAUUACUGUUGGCUGGCUUUUUAAAUCUAAGAAAAAUUAGAUUAGACUUUUUUUUCUAUGAUUCAAAACGUGAAUUUCCCCUACAUGUAUUGAACAGAAAUAGAAACCAUGGGUAAAUGAGAGGAAACGUGUAUAUGCAAAGACCACUAUACCACUAUACUGAGACUACCACACAGGUGUGCUUAUCCAUUCAUUAAACAAAGAACAUCCCAGCAUGCAUAGGGUCAUCUGUAAAAAUGCUGGAUGGGCCUGGUUGUCUAUAAUAAUGGCUAGCAUGUCUACAGGAACUGACCUCAGUGUCUUUGAAAGAGGGAUGACAGUUGGUGCAAGUUUUUUGGGAGCAAAGUUGUCAAAAGUCGUGUCAGCACGGAACACCUGGAGGCAGAGGCCUCAGCAAUGGACAACAGCGGCUAUAGUAAAUGGAAAAACACAUUUCAGAUUUCGACCUGAGGUGAGACCAACCAGUUUCAUCAAAAAUGGUGGUGCCCCAUCACUCUAGUAAAUCACUUUUGUGACCUGUUAUAUACUUGUUUUUGUUCACUGCCUGCACAUUCUAUUUGAUUCUCUUACCUAUCGUUAUAAAUGCUGCAUAGCAAUGUAAAGGUUAUGUGACUCUCUAUGCAGUGACAGUGCCAAUGAGUCAACAAAAAAAGCCCAAAAAACUCCUUUCAGCAGGUAACAGGUGACUGCUGCUGUACUAUUGCAAAACCUCCUUAUAAUAAAGUCCUUAUAAUGGGGCUCUACUGUAUUAUCUUUUUGGGCCUGGUCUUUCUGCUUGGCAUUAUGCCUGAUAGUGUCUGCGAUAGGCAUGAAAUAAAAAAUGAGAGGAGCAGAGGCAAAACUGAAUGGUGGGUUUUGCAUUAUACAACUAAUGUCACCAUCUGCAAACUGUGUACUCUUUCCCUUCUGUUUAUCAGUUCUGUUAUAAAUUGACAUAAAGGGUACUUUGGUUCUGAAGACAGUUCAGAAAAUGUCAUCAUCAAAGGUGCUUUCACUUUAAAGUGUGAUGUGUUUUUUUUUUUUUUUUG